GAGGGGGUGGAUGGGUGGGGGAAGGUGUCCGAACUGGGUGCUGGGGGGGUCUGCAGCAGGGAGCUCCCCAAAACGAUCCACUGCCUGACACGGCUCCGCUCUCCCCUUGCAGAGAAGACGGGGAAGGUGCUGGGGGAGUUCUGCCGGUGCUACGCGGAGCAGUACGGCGUAGCGCUCUUCAACAGCGUCCGCUAUGAGAUCGAAGGCAACGGAGGGCCGCAGGCACAGCUGCUCCACCGCAAGGUCCCACUGGAAGACCAUGUCAUCUACUCAGGCAACCUCUUCCAGUACAUCGAGGAGAACAAGAAGUGGAGGAACCGCUUCUGUGUGGUCCCGCACAACUACGGCCUGGAGCUCUAUGAGAACAAACUGGCAUAUGAGCGGGACCUGUCGCCUCGCAUACUGGUCAACAGUGCUGGCUACAAGAUCCUCACCUCUGUGGACCAGUACCUGGAGCUGGUGAACAGCAGCCUGCCUGGCGUGACGCCCAAAUCGGGGCACACCCCCAUCUUGAAGUGCCCCACGGAUUUCCCCCUCAUCCUCUGGCACCCCUAUGCCCGGCACUAUUACUUCUGCGUGAUGACGGGCAAGGAGCAGGAGAAGUGGCGGGCGGUUUUCCAGGACUGCGUCCGGCACUGCAACAACGAGCCCACUGCCCUGGCCGGGCUCAGCCAGGGACAAGUGACCCUGGUGGGGCGCAUCCUGAUGGGGCAGAUCCAG
This is a messenger RNA of Tauraco erythrolophus (red-crested turaco), 720 nucleotides long. The record is from RefSeq and is a predicted model, not a curated record. NCBI's taxonomy places the organism in Eukaryota, Metazoa, Chordata, Aves, Musophagiformes, Musophagidae.